Molecule: messenger RNA, 315 nt
Organism: Funneliformis mosseae
Lineage: Eukaryota; Fungi; Glomeromycota; Glomeromycetes; Glomerales; Glomeraceae
Source: the annotation of a GenBank genome assembly
AUGGUAACACAUUCUCAAGUUUAUCUAACCAUAUUAGAACAUUCUACAGCACUUCAAAUAACUACUUCAGUUCACUCAACCUCAACAACCACUUCAGUUUGCCUAGUAACAGCUCAGCUAAUAACUGCGCUGAUUUGCCUGAUAACUGUGGUAACACUUAUAGCACUUCAAAUAACUACUCUAACAUAUCAAUCUGUAGAGCUUAUUGAAAGAUAUCUGAAUAUUAGAAUCCUAAGGUCAAUUAAUAAUGAACAUGAUAAUGCAGAAAUCAAGAAUUCAAAAAAGGAAAAUAUUUAUUUGCAAGUUAAAAUGUAA